AUGGGCGGCACCUCAGAGGAAGCAUCUCUCCAGGCGGCUGCAACGAUCGAAGCCAAUUUCGUCGGCCGGACCAGCAUCGUCCACAUCCCGGACGGUCGAGCCUUUAGCGGCACCUUUGUCUGCGUCGACUCCGGCAAGAACAUCAUCCUGGCCAACACGGACGAGACGAGACUCACACACGAGGGUCGCACAUCGAGUCGCCAUGUUGGAAUGGUCAUGAUACCAGGAGAGUACGUCGUCAAGGUCGAAGUGCAGCAAGACGCACUGGUACCAGGUCACUCAGCGCCUCACACUUCGCUAGCACAGGCAGGAUGGCCCGACGACGAGUCGAUGUACACUUGA
Molecule: messenger RNA, 342 nt
Organism: Pseudozyma hubeiensis SY62
Lineage: Eukaryota; Fungi; Basidiomycota; Ustilaginomycetes; Ustilaginales; Ustilaginaceae
Exons: 1
Coding region: 1-342 (113 amino acids)
Cellular component (GO): NatC complex
Source: RefSeq, a predicted model, not a curated record